Bursaphelenchus okinawaensis is the source of this 1938-nucleotide messenger RNA. Lineage: Eukaryota; Metazoa; Nematoda; Chromadorea; Rhabditida; Aphelenchoididae. The record is from the annotation of a GenBank genome assembly.
AUGGACCUCGAAAACAUUGUGGAGCGAGCUGUAGCCAUUCAAGAAGGCCGUGACCCACCCCCAGACCUCAACGACGAUGGUGACCCGCCCUCGGACCCACUGAAGGACAUUAACGACAAUGACAAGACUCCUGAUAUUGAAGCCCAACCGCUGAUGACGCAGGUUAGUACGCCGGAUCUUUUCAUUCUGGAGCCGGUCUGCGAGACCGUCACCAAUUCGCUAGACCGCACCCCAUCGCUGGAGCUGACCGAUCCUGAGGUUUGUAGAAAGAGAAGAGACUUGAGGUUGUUGUGCGGAAUGGCGUGGUUUUGUAUUGACAUAGUAGUAGAAAAUGUAGUGAUAGUAACAUGUUCAACUAAUAUAUAUAUUAGGUGCCAACAUAAAGAACCCGCCAUUUUUUACAAGAAAUUACAUAAAAAGUAUGGCGGGGUUUAUGUUGGCACCUAAUAUUAAUACAUACUAAUGUUAUAAGACAACAUCAAAACACAGUUAGACCUAACUUCAUAUUAAUUUUAAAUUUUAAGUUUUAUCUAAUUCUAAGCGUACUACCCUAUGCUCACAGAGCCCCUUUUUACUAAGCCUGAAUUUCAUAGCUUUAGCAUAAUAUUAUUAAGCGCAAGCCUACUAAGCUUAAGCUUAUUAUGACUCUACCUACUCAAUUAAAACUAACUAAUCCUAAGCCUAGUAAAUUUAAACUUACUAAGUUUAAGGCCUCUAAGCAGAAGCGUACUAAGCCUAAGCUUGCUAAACCAGCCUAUUGAGUCAGAGGUUACUAAGCCAAAAACUGCUAAGCCUACCAAAACUAACUUAACAGACCCUAGUCUUAUUUAGCCUAAAGUCACUAAGCCAUCGCUUACUAACCAAACUAAACCUAAGCUAAAUGACCUUAAACCUAUACUCAAUGUACCGUUAUCUUACCCUAUUGUAUCGUGACAGUAAUUUAAACUUUUAUUUUAAAACUCAAUUACAGAGUUAUUAAAUAAAAAUAGAAUUAUACAAUUUAUUUUAUAAUAUACAUCGUAUUUUACCUAUUAAUAUUACCUAUUUUAUCCUUUUAAUGCUAAUCCCCUAACCAUAACACUUUAAUGCUAACCUCCUAACCCUAACAACCCUCUAAUCGCUAAACUAUUACCUAAACUUCCACUAAAACUUCAAUUUCAGCCCCCCUUCUUCGACAUCUGCAACUUCAUUGCCAUUGACGUUGAACUGCCAGAAGAUAUGUCAGGAGAAAAAACCGUAGACUGGCUAGAGCCAAUCCAAGUCACUCGCCCAAUCACCGAGACUGUCAGUGUGUCCGAAGACAUUGCCCUGCCCGAGCAAAUUGAAAAACCACCCCCGAUCGUGAUCCUACAUGACGAUGAAAAAGUGACUACAAGCGCGGCCGAAGAGCCAAAGAAGUUCGAGGAAAAGAAACAAAAGUACGGCCGAGACGCUAGAAAGCUGUACGAAACGUACCAAGAAGAAUGGGACCGACUCGAAAGACUGGGACACAAAAGACUUGGCUCCAGACGAAAGUCAGUACUAGCCGACGAUACUCAUACUCCCGGCUCUUCUCGCGGCUCUAGUCCAGUACGUGCCACAACUCCAGUCAAGAAAAGUGCCAGAAGCCCCAGAAGUUCAGUUAGCCCAGCCCGAAGCACCACAAGUCCAGCCCGAAGCACAGCUACUAGUAAACAAAGCACAGCCAAAAGUAGUCCAGCUAGAACACCAACUGGUCCAAGCCCAAGUCCCACGCCUCGGCCCAGACAACCUAGUCUAGCCACGGCAGCUAGGGUUGCUAUGUUGGCUGCCAGGUUUAAUAAAGGUGAAGAUAGCAAGGCUAAAGUCUCGGCUGGACCGGCUAGAGGGGCAGUACAAGCGGCGAAAGAAGCGUUGGAAAGAAGGGCUAGCCACACACCUGCUGUUUCGCCAUUACCUCCGAAAAAGCGAUUCUUGUAA